UAGCACUCCUCCCUUAGUCAGUAGCUUCCAGGUACAGGCCCAGGCUACGGCUGGAGAAGAGAGAGGUUUGUUUUGAGGGCAGCAGCCUGCGGGAGGAGAGGAGGAAAGCAGGCUUUUAAGAGGUGUGUGUGUGUCUGCAAGGAGGGAAAUUGGCCAGUCUUGAUUCUCGCUUUACACCCUGUAGUUGAGAAUUUCAGCCCUUGAGUUAUUUGUAGAAAUGUCGCUGUCACCUGGCGGGGAUGCCGCUUUGGUGCUUUUAGAGUUGCAGGAGAGUGGGGGAGGAGCGGGCCAGGGUGGUAGCCUUCUGGCUAACGGCUGGGUCUCUCUGGGAACCGGGACCCCGGAGGGACGGGCUCCUUUUUGUUGUUGUUGUUGCACUGUCCCGGAGUGGCCCGGGGUCAGCUCACGGAUUCUGUAAUCACGGACUGCUGCCGCCCUCGGAGCUUCCCGCCUCGGCUUUGGGAGCGGCCCGUCAGAGCGGAGCGGGGCCUCGGGGUCAGGUGGUCCGCCCUCUCAUUUCACCGAGGACCCUCAGACUUAGGAAGCAGUGACUUGUCCAGGGCCCGGGCUUUGAUGACAGAGCCAGGACCAGGAGCCUUAGCCGCAGCAACGAGAAGCGCGGCCCGCCAAUGGCUUCUUCUCAGGGGAAAACAGGCUUUGAUCAUGCCGAAGUACAGGUUAUUAGGAAAAAAGGGAAACUUAAAGUGCAAUAGUCACACUUGUAGGGCGGGAAGCGGUGGUUUGGGGGCUGUUUAUUUUCUCAUUUAAAGUCAGGUGCCCGUUAGGGGCGAGACUAACGGGAAGGCCAGGCCCGGGGGCUGCUUGCCGCGGGCUAGAGGAGUUCCUCACGAGGCCGGCUCCCUCCCGUCGCGGGGCCCUCGCCGCGUCCGGCGGCCCCGCGGCCCCUGGGGGCAGCUUUCCCUUUGCUUCUCCCCGCUUCACACACUCUCACGGGCGCCUGACGGGAGACCCGCCAAAGGGGCCCCAAGCGCGAGAAGCUAAGGGCGACCCCGGCCCUUGCCCCUCACUGGCCCCCGCGCUCGCAGCACGGGAAGGACGGCCGGAAGCUCUCGGGGAGCCUCGGGAAGUCGGUCGGCGCCACGCGGAGGAGACACGGCCGGGGAUAGUCCCAGGCCUCUCGGGGGUCCCGGCCGGGCAGAGACAGCCCCUUCCCUUGUGUGUAUGUGUGUGCCCCGCGUGCGCACCCGAAGCCCUUCUAAAAAGGCCAAAUAAAAAAAUCAAAACAAAUGGCUCGGACUCUGUGGGACUCUCGGGGCAAAGGUCGCGGCGAGGCUUAGUUGCGGAAGGGGCCCAGAGCAGACGGGGACGGGCUUUGAAUCACGUGGGUUGUGGGGAACAGUCCAUUGGCGGCUUGGUAGGGCGAAGGGGCGGUCUUGAAAUGAAGCUGGCCAAUGAUUGCCGACUUCGGAAGGCGCCGCUCGGGACGCCGGUCCGCAAUGGGCCGCUCAUUGGCUGCGGUGCCGCCUUGGGCUUGUGCGCGCGAGUCGGGCGCCUGUCAGGACCCUGCGUGCGCGCGCCUCGGCCCGUCUGUGCGCCGGUCAUGGAAUCUCCCAGAGGGAAGGCAGAUUCCCUGCUGCUGCUGGCGCCCAUCACCGCCCUGGAGUGUGUGGGGGACCGAGUGGUGGCAGGUGAAGGGCCCAACCUGCUAAUCUAUUGUUUGAAAACUGGUGGGCAGCUUAUAGUGACCCAAUUUGUGCCAAGUGUCCUCCAUCAUUAUUACAUCCAUGGUAUCAGGGAACUUCAGAGCCCAGCAUCUGCGCAGGCGUCAGAGACGACCUUGGCUGUCUUUGGAAGCAAAGGCCUCCGUGUGCUGACAUUGAGCUGGGGAGAGGAGGCAGUGAAGCUGACAUGGCUGUCCCAGCUUUGUGAGCUUCAUGACUGGAUCUGGGAUCUUCAUUGGAUCCAGGUUCCUGGAAAAGCCUCUCCUGCCCUGGUCCUGGCCCUGGGACACAACUCAGUGGUCCUUUAUGACCACCUCCAUCAGCAGGCCUUGCAGGAGGUACACUGUGAUGAGGUGUGUAUGAUCUAUUCUGCUUGCUUGGUAGGGAAGGACUGGCAAGAGCUAGUGCUAGUCGCUGGUACUGUCUUUAAUCAGCUGGUGAUUUGGCACCCAGCUGAUAGCACCAGUGAGAAAAGAAGAGUCGGAGUAGAAAGAAGAAUAAGUGGUCACGCCGGGGUCAUCUUCAGCAUCUGCUACCUAGAGAACAAAGGCCUUCUAGCCUCAGCCUCUGAUGACCGGAGUGUCCGAGUCUGGAAUGUAGGGGACCUGAGGAACCCUCACAGCUUAGUCCAGUGUGUCCUGGUAUGUUAUGGUCACCAGUCCAGGGUGUGGUCUGUCAAGCUCCUGGACAACUCUAUCAUUAGUAUCGGAGAGGAUUCAGCUUGCAUUGUAUGGAACUACGUGGGUGAAAUCAUUCAGAACUUUAAAGGACACAAAGGUCGGAGCAUCAGGGCUGUGGCCAUCCACAAGACACAGGCCUGGGUGGUCACAGGCGGAGCUGAUUCGGGCAUUCGGCUUUGGCCCCUUAAAGGGAAGAGGCUUCUGGACAACAGUCUCUUACCGCUGGACUUUAGCGCGUUCACAAAGAAGGGGUCUCCAAAAGCCGUGACUUUAGUCAGUCCUUCCUGGCUUCUUGUGAUGACUGAUCUUGGAGCCGUUUAUCUUUAUGACUUGACAGUUAAACAAUGGAAGUUCAUUUUGGACGAUGUCAAUUAUCAGUCCUACAGUUUGCUGACAGCCGUUGAGCUCCCUGGUGGCGGUGUGGUGUGUGCCCUGGGAAACCUGGAGGGUCACGUUAAAAUAUUCUCCCUCGGCUACCCUCAAGAGGCGAGGGACCUGAAGCUGUAUAAGGGGAAAGUUCAUAGUUUGAGCUGGGUCCCACGCCAGCCCCAGGAUGCAGGAAGGAAUGCUCUGUGCUGCGCCCUGUUUGCUUCUGGCCCAGAGGGUGUCGUCUUGUGGCUGGACGUUUCGCUGGGUCCUUCGGGGAGACUGGACAAGGUGGAGGAGCGACGGCGCUACGUCCUGCCCCUCUGCAAGCACAGGUGGCAUACCUGCCUCACCUUCUUACCCCAGGGGGACUUGCUUGUGUGUGGUGACCGCCGGGGCUCUUUGCUCUUGUUUCCUUGUGGAGCGGCCACCACUGAGCCAAGUGGGGAAGAGCGAGGAGGCCGGGAGAGCGGCAGUGAUACCGACAGCGAGGAGGAUCGGAGGGUAUCUGGGGAAGGCGCCCCGAUCGACCUUCUGUUUGGGAUUCACGGGAAGCAGGGAGUCACCUCGGUGACCUUCCACAGGGGUUACAUCUACAGCACGGGCAGAGACGGCUCCUUCCAGCAGUUGUGUGUGCAGGGCCGACGGCUGCGGCCGCUGUGGAAACGCAAACCUUGCAAAGGCCUGGACUGGCUGGCCGGGCUCAGCUUCACUCCUGAUGGCAACCUCCUGGUCCUUGGGUUCCAUUCCACUGACUUUGUGGUCUGGAGCCCAAGCACUCACGAGAAGCUGCACGUGGUACCCUGUGGCGGAGGCCACCGCUCCUGGGGCUAUGCCCACUCUCCGGCCACCAUGGUCUUCGCCUACAUCAAGGCUGGGGACGUCCUGGUGUAUGAGGUCCACGAGGAGCGCAGCUGCUGCCCAGCGGUCCUGAAGGAGUCCCUGCAUGGCCGGGAGCUCACCUGUGUCAGGCACGUUGGGGCCGUGCGGACGCAGAAAGGGGGCCACACGAUCGACAUCCUGGCCACAAGUAGUGAAGACACAACCGUGAACAUCUUGGCUUUUGGAGCUGCUUCCUCUGGCGCCUUUUUGCUUGCCACCAUCAAUAACCACAUCUCCAGCGUGCGGACCCUGGCGCUGGGUGGGCCGCAUCCUGAUGGGGGAGAGCCUCAGGCAAGACUCCAAACCCUCCUUUUCUCUGCUGGUAGUAGGGCUGAGAUGCAGUGCUACCAACUGCUGGUCACGCCAGACCCCAGCACCCAGGCAGGGCUCGCCUGCCAGCUUACCCAUCUGGUCUCUCACCGCUUAGAUGAGCACUGGGACCGCCAGAAGAACAAGCACAAAGUUAUCAAGAUGGACCCUGAAACCAGGUACAUGUCCAUCGUGGUGGUGACCAGUCCAUGGCAGAGUCCUGGCCUUGUCCUGGCUGCAGCCUGCAGUGAUGGGUCUGUCAGACUCUUUCUGGUGGAUGAAUUAGCUCGGAAAGCACAGCUUUUUGCAGAGUCCUUUUACCAUCAGCGCUGUGUCCUGAAGAUCCAGACAUUGACAUACGAGGCAGGAGCUGGAACAAGAGGCGUGGUCCUGUGUAGCGCUGCCACGGAUGGGAGCAUUGCUUUCUGGGACAUCACUGCCAUCUUAGACCGUGCACCUCAGGUCCUAGAGUCGCCAGGGAGAAUGCAGCCCCCUUGUGAUCUGGGACGCCCCUGCCUGACCGUCCAGGCGCACAGCUGUGGAGUGAACAGUCUUCACAUCAGGGAGACGCGCGCAGGGCAGUAUCUUGUGGCCAGCGGCAGUGACGACGGCUCCAUCCACGUCUGCCUGGUUGCUGUUAAAAUGCCCCUGAUUCCACAGGGCCCAUCACAAGAGGACGGGAAGUUCAUCCCAGAGUCCCGCGUACAUGUGGUGCAGAAGUUUUCCGUGGUUUCGGCUCACGCUGCCCAUGUGACCGGACUGAGGGUCCUGAGACCGGACCUCCUGGUCUCUGCCUCUGUUGACCAGCGCCUGACAUUCUGGAGCCUGGGUCCUACUGGCCUGACUUUUGUGAGCAGCAGAGUCUGCCAUGUGGCUGAUGUGGCUGAAAUGGACUGCUGGACCAGCGGACCGUGCCAGAGCUAUCGCUGCAUCCUCUCUGGACAGGGCUUGGAGAUCAUCCAGUGGACAGGGUGAACGGUGCCCUGAGAACAGCCAAGAAAUCCAGUCUAGGGCCAAGCUUCAUGAAGAAAGCUUUGGCCCUGGUGAUCCCAGCCCUGGUUCUGUCCCUAUCCUGGGUAACAAAUCAAACACUUGAUCCCAUUCAGUGAAGGAAUAAAGAAGCUAUAAGUGACCCAGGCACCUGAGAAACCUUAUUU
Messenger RNA from Sarcophilus harrisii (Tasmanian devil), 5076 nucleotides. RefSeq names its product WD repeat domain 6 (gene WDR6). Gene Ontology annotation, cellular component: cytoplasm. Gene Ontology annotation, molecular function: protein binding. Lineage: Eukaryota; Metazoa; Chordata; Mammalia; Dasyuromorphia; Dasyuridae. The record is from RefSeq and is a predicted model, not a curated record. Gene Ontology annotation, biological process: tRNA methylation. Bases 1400 to 4894 code for a protein of 1164 amino acids. The transcript is spliced from 6 exons.